Molecule: messenger RNA, 2448 nt
Organism: Naumovozyma castellii
Lineage: Eukaryota; Fungi; Ascomycota; Saccharomycetes; Saccharomycetales; Saccharomycetaceae
Gene: YME2
Product: Yme2p
Exons: 1
Coding region: 1-2448 (815 amino acids)
Source: RefSeq, a predicted model, not a curated record
AUGUUGAGAACAUUGCAAAUACGUCCAAUAUGGACCCCUGGAGUUAAGUAUCCAUUACGAGUUGGUAAAAGAUUUGUUUCUACCGAAAUUCAAGAAAAAGAUCAACAAGCUGGUGAAUCCAAUACUGCGACCGAUACAGGUGUCAUUCAUAAAACUGAGGAAGAAACGUUAAUAUACUUUGAUAAUGUUUACCCUCGUGCCACUUCUGUUUGGAAUCCCACUCUUUGGUAUAAUUUACUAUUAAGAAACCAAUCUAGGGAAGCUGUCAGAGAGAAGAUCCAAAAUUUCGCUAGUCCCACUUCAAAUCCUAUCCAUGGACUUCGAUUAAGAUCCACAAUUCCUGUUAAGAGAGAUGGAGGUGUGUUUGCUACAUUCUUGAUACCUGGAAGAUAUACUAAAGCUCAGGUGAACUCUUUGAUUCAACAGAACACCGCAAAGGAAUCAUCAAGAACUCUCAUCGGUAAAUACUUCACAAAGGCCACAGCAUUUCCAGUGAAAGGUACCCCAUGGAUAGAAGAUUUGAGGAGAUUACCAAACACCACGAUUGUAGUAAAAUUUCAAGGACCUCCCUUAACCGAGGAAGAGAUGUAUUCAUUAUUUAGAAGAUAUGGAACUAUUGUGGAUAUUUACCCAGCCGGAUCGGUUGCGACUGACGGUUAUGCAAGAGUGAAGUAUAGAUCUUACAGAGGUGCUAUUUGUGCCAAGAAUUGUGUGUCUGGAAUUGAAAUCAGGAACACCGUGGUACAUAUUCAGUAUGACGCCAUAAUACAGGGCCAUAUUUUUUCCAACUUCUUUGUCAAUCACACUAGAAUAGCUAUUCCAGUACUGAUUGCGUUGCUAUCUAUUUUUGCUGUCCUGGUUUUUGAUCCUAUAAGAGAAUUUUCAAUCGAACAAAAGAUUACUCAUAAAUAUUCACUAUCAUUUGGUAAUCCUCUGUUUAAAAGUGUAAGGAAAUUUACUUCUUCAACCGUAUCCUCAUUUAGGAAUUACCUUGGUAGGAACGAGGAAAAACAAGCUGAGAAGCAUUUAUGGGAGGAAAGAAUUGAAAGUGUUAAUGACUUAAAAAUGUGGUUAGAGGAAAACAUCAAUACCUUUGUUAUAGUAAGGGGUCCAAGAGGUACCGGUAAGCAUGAUUUGGUAAUGCAACAUACACUAAAUGAUAGGGAAAAUGUGUUGUAUUUGGAUUGUGAUAAGCUUAUCAAAUCAAGGACGGAUGCGAAGUUUCUGAAGAACGUUUCCUCCCAAUUAGGUUACUUCCCAGUUUUCCCAUGGAUUGAUUCAGUUACAAAUAUUAUUGAUUUAAUGGUACAAGGUUUAACUGGCCAAAAGACUGGCUUGUCUGAAACGAAGGAGACACAAUUUAGAAAUAUGCUAACUACAACCAUGAUGGCUUUGAGACAUAUAGCAUUAAAAGAUUACAAACCUGUUGUCACAAAUGGAGAUACUACAAUCAACGUUAAAGAGGAAGAUUAUUUGCAACAACACCCAGAAGCUAAACCUGUUGUUGUUUUGGAUAGUUUUGAAGGAAAGGCUGAUAUUAAUGGAUUUGUUUACAGAGAGCUAUCUGAUUGGGCAACUAUGUUAGUACAGACAAAUGUUGCUCAUGUCAUAUUUUUGACUGAGACAAUUGGAUCAAAUCAGGUGUUAACCGAAUCAUUUCCUAAUCAGGUAUUUAAGACUUUGAUUCUAUCUGACGCCUCGAAAGAGAAUUCGAGAGAGUAUGUCCUGUAUAGACUGAAAGAGAACCAAAUACAGAAAGAAGAGGCCACAAAUGAAAACGAAGAUGCUCCUGAACAGAAGGUAAAUAUUUUUGAUGAGAAGGAUUUACAUGAUAUUGAUGAAGUAUUGGAACCUUUAGGUGGUAGAAUGUUAGAUUUACAAGCUUUUGUUAGGCGUGUAAAAUCUGGCGAGGAGCCCAAAGAAGCGUUGGAUAAGAUGAUCGAACAGGCAUCAGAACAGAUUACUCAGAUGUUUUUGAGUGACAAGGUUGAUAGUUUAAAAAGUGCCCAAGCAUGGGAAUUAAUUGGGUUGUUAAGCGAAAGUCCAGUAGUAUCUUUUCAUGAUAUUAUCUAUAGACCUUUGUUCAAAUCUGCACCUGAGCUAGGUAUUUUGGAGUUGGAAAAUAACGGUUUGAUAACGGUGACAAGAAACAGAGGAGUGUUGCAAGAAAUACACCCUGCAAAACCUUUAUACAGAGCUGCGUUUUCGUAUCUUCAAAAGGAUUCUCGCUUAUCAAAGGUUCUCAAGACACGUUAUUUGUUAAAGGUGAUUAGUUUUGAAACUUCACGAAUUAAGGGCUGGGAAGAAGAGCUACGCCCAUUAGGUAAGGUUAGAGAUCUAAAACAGUUUAAGAGCAGACUAGACUACUUAUCGGGAAAAAUUGAUGUGAGUAGUGCAACAAUAAGCAAAUGCGAAGAUGAAGUCAAAGAGCUCUCCAAAAAUGAUUGA